Messenger RNA from Trachymyrmex cornetzi, 1080 nucleotides. RefSeq names its product odorant receptor 4-like. Gene Ontology annotation, biological process: detection of chemical stimulus involved in sensory perception of smell; sensory perception of smell. Lineage: Eukaryota; Metazoa; Arthropoda; Insecta; Hymenoptera; Formicidae. The transcript is spliced from 6 exons. The coding region runs from base 1 to 1080 and encodes 359 amino acids. Gene Ontology annotation, cellular component: plasma membrane. The record is from RefSeq and is a predicted model, not a curated record. Gene Ontology annotation, molecular function: odorant binding; olfactory receptor activity.
AUGGAUGCUGAUCGAGACUUGAAUUUCGCGAUCGGAUGGAAUCGAUUCAAUUUGAGCCUCGUCGGCAUCUGGCCCGAUCCGUUACAAAAUUCUAAACAAAAGAGCGGACUUUCCCGAUGUCGCUUUAUGAUAGCCAGUUUCUUCAUGCUAGGCUUUAUGUGUAUACCGCAAUCGACGAAUUUGGUAUUCAUUUGGGGUAACGCGGAUAUGAUGACCGAAAACCUGGCGACCGCUAAUAUCCCAGUUGCGAAUUCUUUCAUGAAAGCAUUCACCAUCUGGCGUAAAAGAAAAGUUUUGAAGUCGUUGGUCAACUUCUUCUACCAAGAUUGGCAUACGCCAAAAACGUUUGAAGAAAGAACAAUUAUGCUGAAAAAUGCUAAACUUGUGAGAAAGAUAUCCAUAUGGUGCACAAUACUAACGCAGACCAUGGUAACCAUUUAUAUCGUUCUAAGGAUCUCGACGAUCAUCAGAUUUUCACCUAGUGACCCGGAUCGUCCCAUGCUUUAUACGGCCUAUUUUCCUUUCGAUAUUACUAAAAGUCCGAUUUUUGAAUUGGUUUGCGUAUGCCAGAUGCUAUCUGCUUAUAGCGCAACGGUUUCUUAUACCGGUAGCGACAGUUUCAUUUCCAUGCUAGUACUCCACGUCUGCGGCCAAUUCGAAAACUUGCGCGAGAGGCUUAAAAAUCUCGUUAACGAUCCGAACGGAGUAAAAACGUCUCAAGAGUUUAAGAGUGAACUGAGACAAAUUGAAGAAGAAAAUGAAUCGAUGACCUUCCAAUUAAUUUUUCUAAUCAUUUUCGUAGGAUUUAUUCUAGUUCACUUGUAUAUUUAUUGUUACGUCGGUGAAAUGCUGCUUGUUCAAAGUACUGAGAUAGGACUCUCUGCGUACGAAUCUAACUGGUUUAAUGUAUCAGGAAAGGAAGCCAGAAAUCUUCUAUUUAUCAUAUAUAGAUCGACAGCGCCUCUUUGCUUAACUGCUGGGAAAUUCAGCACAUUUUCUUUACAGAUGUUCAGUAAGAUUGUGAGAACUUCACUCGGUUAUCUCUCAGUAUUACUUACGGUAACCGAACGGAAAGAAUAA